GGUGGGGGGGGGGGGAGGGGGAAAAAAAAAAAGUGAUGAAAUGAACAAGAAGUGGUGAAAUUACCCAAGCGACUUUUCUCAAAGAGAAAGAGCAAAGCGGCGAGAGGAGCGGCGGCGAGCCCCGCGCAGCCCGCCCGGCACCGGAGCCCCCCGGGGGGGCUGCGUGCUCGGGGGGCUGUGAGAGCGGCUCCGCGGCGAGAUGCGAAAAGCCUCAGCUGUUUGCCUCGCCAUGCCGGCUUCUCACUAGAAUGCAAAGCCUUGCACAGGAUGAAAACAGGUCAUUCCUCCAGAAUGCCAGAGGAAAGUUCGCCAAAGCGGAGUCCUCAAAACAUCCCGUACAAAGACCUGCCCCACAUCAUCAACGCUGACGGGCAGCACCUCUUCUGCAGGUAUUGGAAGCCAGCAACAACCGCCAGGGCCCUCGUGUUUAUCGCUCACGGUGCUGGGGAACACUGCGGCCGUUACGAUGACUUGGCCCAGAGGCUGACAGAACUUAACUUGUUUGUAUUUGCCCAUGACCAUGUUGGCCAUGGGCAGAGCGAGGGGGAUCGUAUGGUUGUCUCAGAUUUCCACGUCUUCAUCAGGGACAGCUUGCAGCACAUUGAUCUCAUGAGGAAAGAUCACCCCGGGCUGCCCGUUUUCAUCCUGGGACAUUCCAUGGGGGGAGCCAUCUCCAUUCUGACAGCUAGCGAGAGACUCAGUGACUUUUCGGGCAUGGUGUUAAUCUCUCCUUUAGUGGUGGCCAGCCCAGAAGUUGCCACCCCCAUCAAGGUUUUUGCGGCAAAAGUGCUCAACCUCGUUCUCCCAAACCUGUCACUGGGAUCGAUAGAUCCAAAUGCAGUUUCCCGGAACAAGAAGGAGAUGGAGUCUUACACAUCCGAUCCCCUGGUCUACCACGGUGGCAUGAAGGUGUCCUUCGUCAUCCAGCUGAUGAACGCCAUUGCCAGAAUUGAGCGAGCUCUGCCCAAGCUGACUUUGCCCAUCCUGGUGCUACACGGCUCUUCUGACAAGCUCUGUGAUAUCAAAGGGUCCUAUUUACUGAUGGACACGGUGCAGAGUCAGGACAAAACGCUCAAGGUGUAUGAGGAAGCCUACCAUGCCCUCCACAAAGAGCUGCCCGAGGUCACUACCUCUGUCUUCACGGAAAUACUUACGUGGGUUGGCCAGAAGGUCUCAGCAGCUGGAGAAACCAGCCAUACUUAAAAGCAAUUGUUUUUGCAGCUCUUACUGGGGGUUUCUGGGAAUAGAUGCUUUUCUUAAUAGUCUCUCUGGAAAAGAUCUAACGUGGAGGGGCUCGUGGGAUAUUUUGCCAUGCACAGCGUAAGGGAGGGUGGGGGAAGAGGCACAGAGUGAGGCGUUACUUGGUGAUGUAAAUGGCCAUUGCCAUAACCUGAGAAAGCAUUGAUAGCUGUGGGAGCAGCCGUCAAAGCUUUCCAUGUCAGAUGAUGUCCCUCACCCACAGAGCUUCCUCCAUCACUUCCUCUUCUCUGCUUUCGCCAGGGUGAUGGGGGUUUAUUUAUACUGCAAUAAUUUUGGUAUGUUAAAGAAGUCAGUAUCUUCCACUUCACAGUUUUGAUUCCAGGUGCAUACAGUCCCCUCCCUGUCCCCACCAUCCGGGCCCUUUACAGCCUUGGCCCUGAAAGAUGAGCGUUAAUGAAGGUGCUGGGUAACAAGGAGAGGCCAAAGAUGGAGCUGAUGGGGGUGAUGGGAAGAGGCUCCAGCUCGCAAAGGAAAGGAUGAUUUUUGAGGUCAGAGCACUUUGGCUGCUAUCUUUGUUAGCAGGUCAGGCCCAGGGGGAGAAUAAGUCCCCCCCCCCCCCGUGAGUCUGCACUGGGGGAAGGCAUGGUGAGCAAAUCUUCAGUUGUCAUCAUCACCAGUGCAGAAUCCCAGAGGGGAGAGAAUGAAUGUAGACUCAAGCCCACAUAGCACAUUCACAAACCAUGCUAUUCCCAAGGCCAAACCCCCUUCUCUUCUCCAAGAUGAACUAUUCUGUAAAUAUUCCUAGGGGCUGCUUUUUUUCUUUUUUUAUUUUUUUUUCCUCUUGGAGUUAAUCACUUGCGCUACUGAAACUGAAAAAGUAAAGUCAGAGUUAUAUGAGAAUAUAGUAAUAUAAUAUAUGAUGUAUAUAGAGGUGGCUGGGAGCUAGGG
Oxyura jamaicensis (ruddy duck) is the source of this 2148-nucleotide messenger RNA. It is a transcript of the gene MGLL, whose product is annotated as monoglyceride lipase. Bases 268 to 1203 code for a protein of 311 amino acids. The record is from RefSeq and is a predicted model, not a curated record. NCBI's taxonomy places the organism in Eukaryota, Metazoa, Chordata, Aves, Anseriformes, Anatidae. Gene Ontology annotation, molecular function: lipase activity. The transcript is spliced from 8 exons. Gene Ontology annotation, cellular component: membrane.